AUGCAAGAUAGAAAACUUCCAGACUUUCCUCCACAACACGGAUUAUUUUAUCCCAACACAUCCCGACUCCAUGAGGGUUCUGGAGAAAUGAUUGGUAUGGUUGACGUAGGAGGUGGGAAUUUUGUGAAUGUUGUAUUUAAUCCCACCAAUACAGCAAAUCCGAUUCAUCCAUUUAUCCCUUCACAUCAUCCUGACCCCAACAUGGGAUUUAUUCAUUAUCAGCAGCAGCAACAGCAACAACAACAACAGCAGCAGCAGCAACAACAACAACAACAGCAGCAGCAGCAUAUUCCCAACAGUACAUCUGUUCAUAGAGAUUAUGGUUUGUUCAACUCUGGAAAUGAAAAUGGAAGUCAGAAUAAUCAUCAGCUGAUUGAGAAUGUUGUGGGGAACUGGUUGCCAAACAAGAGUGGAACAUACAGUCCAUUUGGCAAUGUGACUCACACACAGCCUGAGGUUUAA
Homalodisca vitripennis (glassy-winged sharpshooter) is the source of this 462-nucleotide messenger RNA. RefSeq names its product mastermind-like domain-containing protein 1. The transcript has a single exon. The record is from RefSeq and is a predicted model, not a curated record. Bases 1 to 462 code for a protein of 153 amino acids. Lineage: Eukaryota; Metazoa; Arthropoda; Insecta; Hemiptera; Cicadellidae.